Molecule: messenger RNA, 972 nt
Organism: Chaetomium strumarium
Lineage: Eukaryota; Fungi; Ascomycota; Sordariomycetes; Sordariales; Chaetomiaceae
Exons: 1
Coding region: 1-972 (323 amino acids)
Molecular function (GO): oxidoreductase activity, acting on the CH-OH group of donors, NAD or NADP as acceptor
Source: RefSeq, a predicted model, not a curated record
AUGUUGCUUCAUCGAGCCAAUGUCCCCCUCCGUCUCUCCCCCCUCUCUUCCCCGCUCAGGCUCAGGACCAACAAGCCCAGUCCUCCUUCGCACCAUGUCCGAGCCAUCACCACCUCUCCAAAACUCCAGGCCCAGACCCGCAACCGCGUAGCCAUCGUCACAGGCGCAGCCCGCGGCAUCGGCCGAGCCAUUGCCCUGCGCCUCGCCCAGGAUGGCUACAGCGUCACCGCCAGCGACCUCCCCGCUCUCCAAGGCCAGCUGGACUCCCUCGUGUCCGAGAUCCAAACCUCCGCCGGGGGCGACGUCCGGGCUCACGCACACACCGCAGACGUCACCUCCCCCGCCGAGGUGGAAGCCCUGGUCCGCAGCUCGGUCUCGGAGCUCGGCCGGCUGGACGCCAUGGUGGCCAACGCGGGGAUCGCGCAGGUGAAGCCGCUGCUGGAGCUGACGCCCGAGGACGUGCAGCGGAUGCUGGCGGUCAACGUCGCCGGCGUGCACUACUGUUUCCAGGCCGCGGCGAAGCAGAUGAUUUCCCAAGAAUAUGGAGAAAGAGAAGGCGGAGGUGAAGGUGAAGGUGAGAGCGAGGUACGGGGCAAGCUGAUCGCGGCGGCGAGCAUCGUCGCCUUCAAGCCUUUCCCCUUGAUGGGUCACUACAGCGCGAGCAAGUGGGCGGUGCGCGGGCUGAGCCAGGUGUAUGCGAUGGAGCUGGCCAAGCACAAGAUCACGGCGAAUGCGUACGCGCCCGGGAUUGUGGAUACCAAGAUGUGGGAGCUCAUCGACGAGGGGCUCGGGCGGAGGGAGGGGAAGGAGAAGGGCGAGAUGAUCAGGAAGUAUAGCGAUGACUUGAUUGCCCUGGGCCGGACUAGCGUGCCGGAGGAUGUCGCUGGUCUGGUUUCGUUCCUGGCCAGUAAGGAUGCGGAUUACAUCACGGGCCAGACGUAUGUUGUGGACGGGGGAAUCAUCUACACUUGA